AUGGACGAAACACCGCUACCGGUUUACGACGAGCUUCUGCGAAAAACGGUUGUGCCGUCCGGUUUCGUUCCAAUGGUGUCAGCAAAUUUUCAACAAUCUACCGGAUAUUCUGCUACGAUUCAGCCUCAGCUUCAGUCAUGUGCCGCUCAGCAACUUUGCGGUAGUUAUGCUCCUGGGGCCAGGUAUAUGCAGCAUUUGCGACCCGCCGGGAGCAUCCCGGCAUUUCUGCUGAACUACCAACCACCAGUUUGUGGAUAUCCAGCCGUAAUAUCCAAUUCGUCAUCGAUGCCGGUAUACACCGUAGCGUCUCGGCAGCUGAUCAGGAUGUCAACGUAUCCGACGGCGAAUUACCAGCAUCAGUUCACCCAGAAUCUCCCAUUUGCCGGGGCUAUGCCUGAGAACGUCGGCCAACCACAGAUAACGACGUCAACUCCACGACAGAAUUUGGCCACAUUACGGCAGCAAUAUCAGCCACCACUUAAUAGCAACCCUAUGCCGCUGAAUAGUGGCCACCUAGCUGCAAGACAGACGGUAAAAGAUCUUCCGAAGUUCGGUGGGGAUCCUGAGGACUGGCCACGUUUCAUUGCAGCAUACGAGCGAACUUCUAGAAUGUGUGGCCUUAGGAACGAUGAGCUGCUCGAUCAUCGUCUCGAGAGAAGUCUACAUGAUAAGGCAUUGAACGCCGUCAAAAGCCUUCUUCUACACCCCGACAACGUUCCAGUGAUCAUGAGCCGAUUGAAAACUCUCUUUAACAGAUCUACCAGAAUCCAUCUAGAGACUAUGGUCCGGAGAAUUCGGAUGAUGCCGCCACCGAAGGCGGAGAAGAUGGAGACCAUUGUUGACUUCGGCGUCGCAGUUCAGAACCUUUGCCCGACUAUACAAAAACCGGAAACCAGGAUAGAGAAGAAAGUCUGGAAGGAUGAGGUCUACGUCCAUGCGUAUUCCGUCCAUCAGCAGGAAAAAGUCGAUCGUAAAAAGUGUCUGGCAUGCGGCAAUAUGUGUGAAAGCCUUGAAAAGUGCAGCAGUUUCCUGAAAAUGUCGCCGAAUGCUCGAUGGGCGUUAGUGAACGAGAAGAAACUCUGUCGAAAGUGUUUGAAGAAGCACUUCAAAACAUGUGAGAUGAAAGUUCCAUGCAAUCAGGGAGGAUGCAUCUUUCUACACCACCGGUUGCUGCACGACGACAGCAAACACAACAAGCCGUCACCAAGCGCUCCAGCACAGAACGCGUCUGUAAAUGCGCAUCACAGCUCGUUGCCAAAUGUGCUGCUGAAGUACGUGCGUGUCACGCUGCACGGCAAAGGAAGAUCGAUUACUACAUACGCCUUCCUGGAUGCAGGAUCGACAACAACACUGGUGGAACACAGUUUGCGGAAGGAACUCAAUCUCAACGGCGAGAAGUCUCCACUGUGCAUUGCGUGGACAGGAGGGCAAGGAAGAUAUGGGCAAGAUUCGGUUAUAUUCUCAGCGGAAAUUUCCAGUGCUUCAAAAUCAGGACAGCGCUUCCACCUUCCGGAGGUGCAUACCCAAAACCCCGAAUUCUGUUGGGAGUUGACAGCUCCAGAUUGGAGUAUCCACUCGAUUCCAGGGAAGGAAGUUCUCACGCCGACGGCUGUACUAACUCGGCUAGGCUGGGUGGUCUACGGUCCGUGCUCCUUUCUGCCAGGACAAAAGGAUGCGAAAAACGGUGUUUCGUAUAGCUACCACAUCUGCCAAUGCGAAGGACUGCAUUCCGCAGUCAAGAGUUAUUUCUCCCUCGAUAGUCUCGGAGUACAACUCAAUGGAACACCGUUGAUGUCGAAAGACGACGAACGAGCGAUAAAACUGUUACGAGAAAACACGGUUUUGCAUAAUAAACGAUACGAGACCUGUCUGCUAUGGCGAUACGAUGAUGUUCGACUACCGUCGAGCAAAACCAUGGCCCUGAAAAGGCAAAACUUCUUGAGCAAGCGCAUGGCUAGGGAACCAGUGCUGGCCAAGGCUCUUCAGGAAAAAAUCUUAGACUACCAAGCGAAAGGAUAUAUUCGCAAACUUUCAGCGCAGGAGGAAGCCACGUACUCUAGACGUUCGUGGUAUCUGCUGAUCUUUCCCGUGGUGAAUCCCAAUAAACCGAAUAAACUACGAAUCGUCUGGGAUGCUGCCGCUAAAGUGGGAAACCUUUCUCUCAAUUCGUUUCUGCUAAAGGGACCAGAUCAGGUUACACCGCUUCAGCAAGUUCUCCAAAGGUUUCGUGAAUACCGCACAGCGGUCUCAGGAGAUAUCCGUGAAAUGUUUAACCAGGUUCGGAUCAAUCCUACCGAUCAGCAUUGUCAACGAUUCCUGUGGGAUGAUGGCGUCCUCGGAGGAGGUCCUUCGACUUACGUGAUGGAGGUGAUGACGUUCGGUGCAAGCUGCUCUCCAAGUAGUGCACAGUUCGUCAAGAACCUGAACGCAGCUCGGUUCAAAGACCAGUAUCCAGAAGCAGUGGCGGCGAUAUGCAAAGGAACGUACGUGGACGAUAUGUUCGACAGUGUCGAAUCCGAAGCAUAA
Molecule: messenger RNA, 2526 nt
Organism: Armigeres subalbatus
Lineage: Eukaryota; Metazoa; Arthropoda; Insecta; Diptera; Culicidae
Exons: 3
Coding region: 1-2526 (841 amino acids)
Source: RefSeq, a predicted model, not a curated record